AUGUGCUGGCCCAGCCGAACAAAAUACUACCGCGAGCCCGUCGUCCGUGAAGUCGUCUAUGCCCCUCGACCCGUUUCCCGAGGUCACCAUCAUCAUCACCACCCCCGACGCGUCUCGGUUACUUCCGUCUCUUCGAGACCGGUUAGUCGAACGUAUGUUACUACUACGGCUAGUCCGAGAGCGAGCCGAACGAGUUAUAGUAGCUCGACUUAUAGGAGGUAUUGA
Messenger RNA from Botrytis byssoidea, 225 nucleotides. RefSeq lists its product as uncharacterized. The record is from RefSeq and is a predicted model, not a curated record. Lineage: Eukaryota; Fungi; Ascomycota; Leotiomycetes; Helotiales; Sclerotiniaceae. Bases 1 to 225 code for a protein of 74 amino acids. The transcript has a single exon.